Molecule: messenger RNA, 2242 nt
Organism: Hyla sarda
Lineage: Eukaryota; Metazoa; Chordata; Amphibia; Anura; Hylidae
Product: oocyte zinc finger protein XlCOF22-like
Exons: 8
Coding region: 136-2175 (679 amino acids)
Biological process (GO): regulation of transcription by RNA polymerase II
Cellular component (GO): nucleus
Molecular function (GO): DNA-binding transcription activator activity, RNA polymerase II-specific; RNA polymerase II cis-regulatory region sequence-specific DNA binding
Source: RefSeq, a predicted model, not a curated record
UACUGAAUGGGUUCUUUAGUUCUGUAUACACUAUGGAAAAAGGAGCUGACAUUGGCCAGGUCAGUGCUGGUAACACAUCAUGUACAGGUCAGUGCUGGUAACACAUCAUGUACAGGUCAGUGCUGGUAACACAUCAUGUACAGGUCAGUGCUGGUAACACAUCAUGUACAGGUCAGUGCUGGUAACACAUCAUGUAAUGUACUGAACUGGCUUAAUGUAGAGAUGGUACAAGGUAAGUUAAGUAAAGUAAAUGUAAGCAAAUCUCCAGGGCCGGAUGGACUACACCCAAGAGUUCUUAGAGAGGUAAGUUCAGUAAUAUCUGUACCCCUGUUCAUGAUAUUUAGAGAUUCUCUGGUGUCUGGUAUUGUGCCAAGGGACUGGCGCAAGGCUAAUGUGGUACCAAUCUUCAAGAAGGGCUCUAGGUCUUCGCCAGGCAAUUAUAGACCGGUGAGGUCUCCAGAACUGACCCCAUUAGGACAUCGCUGUCUAUUAUUCAGUGGAGGAGUUGGAGGACACAAGGAUCUGUACCAGGACAUAGUCAUGAUGGAGGAUCACCGGCCCCUCACAUCACAAGAUGGAGUCAUUGAUAGAAAUCCACCCGAGAGGUGUCCCUGCCCUCUGUAUUCCCAGGACUGUCCAGAGGGAAAUGUCCCAGAGAAGCAUCAGGUUGAAGAUCAGAUUAAUAUUAAGGUUGAGGUUAAAGAUGAACCAGAAGAGGAGACGGAUUGUUGGUCCGAUCACCCGUGUAUGAGGGAAGGGAAGGAGGAAAUUCCAGGAGGUGUUACCCCAGAUGGCGUCAUUGAUAGAAAUCCACCCGAGAGGUGUCCCUGUCCUCUGUAUUCCCAGGACUGUCCAGAGGGAAAUGUCCCAGAGAAGCGUCAGGGUGAAGAUCUGAUGGAUAUUAAGGUUGAGGUUAAAGAUGAACCAGAAGAGGAGACGGAUUUCGGGGCCGAUCAGCAGUAUGAAGAAGAGAGGAUGAGGGGCCAGCACCCGUGUAUGACAGAAGUAAAGGAGGAAAUUCCAGGAGGUGUUACCCCAGAAAAUCCCAGUAAGAAUUCUGAGGGAAACUUCAUGUUAUCCCUGAAUGAUAAAGGAGAAUAUGAAGAUAUGAUGGAGCGCUCCUCAGGAGAAGACCUCCUUACCCCUAAUGUCCAUCCAGAUCUAUCCUAUAAUAAUCCACCUGAUCAUGAGGAACCUUCUCCUGACCAACCACACAUUGUUACCACAAGGACAGAUCAGGGACAUGGGAAAGGUUUAUAUUGUGAGGAAUGUGGGAAAGAAUUUACAAAAAGAUCAGAACUUGUCACACACAGAAAAAGUCACAUAAGAAAGAAGCAGUAUGUGUGUUCAGAAUGUGGGAAAUCCUGUAAAAGUCCAUCACAUCUUGUUGUACAUGAGAGAAUUCAUACGGGAGAGAAACCAUAUUCAUGCUCAGAAUGUAGUAAAUGUUUUGCACAUAAAUCAACUCUUAUUAUACAUGAGAGAAGUCACACAGGAGAGAAGCCAUAUUCAUGUUCAGAAUGUGGGAAAUGUUUUAUAAGCAAGUCAGAGCUUGUUAUACAUGAGAGAAGUCACACAGGAGAGAAACCAUAUUCAUGCUCAGAAUGUGGUAAAUGUUUUGCACAUAAAUCAACUCUUAUUAUACAUGAGAGAAGUCACACAGGAGAGAAGCCAUAUUUAUGUUCAAAAUGUGGGAAAUGUUUUAUAGGACAAUCACAACUUUCUGGACAUGAGAGAAUUCAUACAGGAGAGAAGCCAUAUUCAUGUUCAGAAUGUGGCAAAUGUUUUAUAAGCAAGUCAGAGCUUGUUAUACAUGAGAGAAUUCAUACGGGAGAGAAGCCAUAUUCAUGCUCAGAAUGUGGUAAAUGUUUUGCACAAAAAUCAUAUCUUGUUUUACAUGAGAGAAGUCACACAGGAGAGAAGCCAUAUUCAUGUUCAGAAUGUGGGAAAUGUUAUACAAAUAAAACAAAUCUUUCAAUCCAUGAGAGAAUUCACACAGGGGAGAAGCCAUAUCCAUGUUCAGAAUGUGGUAAAUGUUUUAAACAAAAAUCAUAUCUUGUUCUACAUGAGAGAAUUCACACAGGAGAGAAGCCAUAUUCAUGUUCAGAAUGUGGAAAAUGUUUUAUACGUAAAUCACAACUUUCUGUACAUGAGAGAAGUCACACUGGAGUCUGAUAGAUGAAAUAAUAAAUAAUGAAUAUAUAAUAAUAUGGAGAAUGGAAAUAUGAGAUCUCAGGUAGAG